Molecule: messenger RNA, 3140 nt
Organism: Aphis gossypii (cotton aphid)
Lineage: Eukaryota; Metazoa; Arthropoda; Insecta; Hemiptera; Aphididae
Gene: dlg1
Product: disks large 1 tumor suppressor protein
Exons: 5
Coding region: 816-3023 (735 amino acids)
Biological process (GO): chemical synaptic transmission
Cellular component (GO): neuron projection; postsynaptic density membrane; neuromuscular junction
Molecular function (GO): protein binding
Source: RefSeq, a predicted model, not a curated record
ACCGACGGCCGCGUAAGGCAUAGGUAUUCGUAUUGUAUACGUUUACAGCAGUUUUGGUAACCACUGGUCUAACAAUUGUUUUCGUUCGGUCGUGGAAUUCAUAUGUGUGUGUGCGUAUGUAUGUGUUGUGCGUGCGUGCGUCUUUGCGUGUAUGUGUGAGUGUGUGUAUACUAUACUCUUAAAUAAAACAAUUUUCUCGCGAUAAUUAAAACAUUCCACUGGACUUCAACCGACGACUACUGUGUACUGGAGCCUGGAGGCGAAUAUCGAAAAGCUCAGAAAAAUUACAAUUAUCGCUAGCCAUUUAAAUAUUAUCAUUUUAUUUGCUUUUUUACAACUACACUUUUUAGUUUUCGGUUCCCCGUCAACAGUAGUCGGUAAUAUAAAGCAGUGUGCACUGAGCAGCUGCAGUGGUGGUCAGUCGUGGUCGUCAUCUCCGCCCAGCAAAACGGUAGCAGCGCCAGUGAAAAGAUAUCAACUGUAGAAUAUUAAUAUCAUCAUCAUUCAUCGUCCUCACUCGUCGCGCCCGUUAACAGACGUGCACGCGCAACGCUCGGUGUCCGCGUACCGUCCGAUAACGAAAUAGGGUAGGUAGGCGGUGACUCGUUAGCGAGUGUGAGUUCGUACGUGUGUGCGUGUGUGCGUGUACAAGUGCGGUGUCGUAAAAAAUAUAAAUAUACAUAAAAAAAAAACAACUGAUUUCCUAAAAUAGGUAGGUCGGACGUCAACGUUUUCUGUGGCUCGUGCAACAGUGCCGACUCCCGUCCUCCGCCCGCCCCGCUUGUCAUCCGACUGAUGUCCGGGUGCUGGACGCUAUGAAAGAACUCAACCGGUCGUCAUCCACCAAAAAGAAACCGAUCAACAAUUCGAAUGGUAUGAUCAGAAAAGUGUCGUCGCUGUUUAGUCUGGACGGCCAGAUGAACGGCAACGCCAAACCCGAAUGGAUUGUGGACGAGAUAGCCUUGGAAAGAGGUGACUCAGGACUGGGCUUCAGCAUUGCUGGAGGUACAGACAAUCCUCAAACUGAUGACGAUACGUCCAUAUUUAUUACCAAAAUAAUCCCUGGUGGUACAGCCUAUCGAGAUGGUCGGUUGUGUGUCAACGAUAUCAUCACCAAAGUCAAUGAUACGCCUGUUGUUGGAGUCCCUCAUUCAACUGCAGUAGAUGCACUCAAACGAGCGGGACAUAGAGUUACUUUAUGUGUCAAACGCAAGAAAAAUGUGCUGCCCUUGGGGCCAAAUGUUUUAGAAAUAGAACUCAGCAAAGGCACCAAGGGAUUGGGAUUUAGUAUUGCGGGUGGUAUUGGCAAUCAACACAUACCUGGUGAUAAUGGAAUUUUUGUUACUAAAAUAAUGGAUGGUGGUGCUGCCCAAGUAGAUGGUAGAAUAUUGGUUGGUGAUAAACUAGUUGCAGUCAAGAACACUCUUCUUGGUGACCGUAAUUUAGAAAAUGUUACACACGAAGAAGCUGUAUGGACAUUAAAAAAUACCCGUGAAAAAGUGGUAUUAGUCAUUGGUAAAACUGAACCAAUUACAUAUACCGAUUCUGCGCCAUCACCAAUCAUCGUUGAUACCAUUCCAAAUUCUUAUUCUACUGACACAUUAAAUACUGUAAAAAGUUAUGAAAGCUUACCAAAUUAUGAUGUAAGAACAGUAGUUUUACAUAAAGGUUCAGGGGGCUUGGGAUUUAACAUUGUUGGUGGUGAAGACGGAGAAGGUAUAUUUAUAUCAUUCAUUCUUGCUGGUGGUCCAGCCGAUCAAACAGGACAAUUGAAAAGAGGAGAUACUAUUCUAAAAGUAAAUGAAGUUGAUUUGAAUAAUGCAACACACGAAGAAGCAGCUGAUGCCCUUAAAAAUGCUGGACAAACCGUUUUAUUAACAGUUCAACAUCGACCCAAAGAUUAUAACAGAUUUGAAGCUAAAAUUCAUGAACUAAAAUCUCAACUUGCUGCUUCUUGUGGUACAUUGAUGCGCACUACUCAGAAAAAAACUUUGUAUGUCCGCACCCUAUUUGAUUAUGAUCCAUCCAGUGAUGAUGGUCUUCCUAGUAUUGGACUACCAUUCAAAUAUGGUGCUAUUCUUCAUGUGACUAAUGCAAGUGAUGAUGAAUGGUGGCAAGCACGAAAAGUCUUAGCUACUGGUCGAGAAGAGGGUAUUGGUAUUAUACCUUCGAAACGCAGGUGGGAGCGAAAACAAAAAGCCCGUGAUAGAUCUGUUAAGUUUCGAGGAAAUGAAAGCAAAAGUUUGGAUCGGUUAUCGACAUUAGAAAGAAAAAAAAAAUCAAUGACUUUUAGUAGAAGAUUUCCAUGGGUACGAAGAGGCAAAGAUGGGAAGUAUGAGAAUGGCCUUGAUGAUAUGGUAUUGCAAAGGCAAUCUAGAGAAAAUAUAUGUGAAAAAAUUGAAGAAACUCCUUCUUAUGAAGCAGUGGUUCGACUUCAAAUCUCCUAUGCACGACCUGUCAUUAUACUUGGUCCAUUAAAGGAUAAAAUAAACGAUGACCUAAUUUCAGAGUAUCCAGAACGUUUUAGUUCAUGUGUUCCUCACACAACUCGUGAAAUAAGACCAGAUGAAGUUGAUGGUCGUGAUUAUCAUUUUGUAAAAUCUCGUGAACAAAUGGACCUUGACAUCCAAAAUCAUUUGUUCAUUGAAGCUGGGCAAUUCAAUGGCAACCUAUAUGGUACAUCCGUUUCAUCUGUCCGUCAUGUAGCUGAAUCGGGUAAACAUUGUAUACUCGAUGUAAGUGGUAAUGCUAUUAAACGACUUCAAGUUGCCGGAUUGCAUUCUAUAGCAAUAUUCUUCAAGCCAAAGAGUGUAGAAGCUUUAAUGGAAAUGUGCAAGCGUAUGAGCGAAGCAGAAGCGAGAAAACACGUGGAACGAGCAGCUAAAAUAGAACAAGAAUUUGGUGAUCAAUUUACGGGUAUAGUACAAGGUGAUACAUAUGAAGAAGUGUAUGAUAAUGUAAAAGCAAUGAUCGAAAAAAAUUCUGGUAGACACAUUUGGGUAUCUUCUAAAGAGAAAUUAUAAACGAUAAAACUAAUUGUAAUAUUUUAGACAGAUUUAUAACAAAAGAAAUAAUUGACGCUUACUUGUUAUCAGGAGUACAAUUUUUGUGUACUUUCAUCAAUUGUUUUUUGUUCGUCA